CACAAGUGUUGAGCGGUGUUUUGCUUUUGUGUGUUUGCAGGUGAACGACCUCUGCUGGCAUGUGCGCUGCCUCUCGUGCAGCGUUUGCCGGACGUCUCUAGGAAGGCACACCAGCUGUUACAUCAAAGAUAAAGAUAUCUUCUGCAAACUUGAUUAUUUCAGGCGGUAUGGCACCCGCUGCUCCCGCUGCGGGAGGCACAUUCAUUCUACUGACUGGGUCCGAAGGGCUAAAGGAAACGUCUACCACUUGGCGUGUUUCGCGUGCUUCUCCUGCAAAAGGCAGCUUUCCACUGGAGAGGAGUUUGCGUUGGUUGAAGAGAAGGUCCUUUGUAGAGUACAUUACGACUGCAUGUUGGACAAUCUGAAAAGAGAAGUUGAAAAUGGUAAUGGGAUUAGUGUGGAAGGAGCAUUACUAACAGAACAAGAUGUUAAUCAUCCAAAACCAGCAAAAAGAGCUCGGACCAGCUUCACAGCAGAUCAACUCCAGGUCAUGCAAGCACAGUUCGCUCAGGACAACAAUCCCGACGCACAGACGCUUCAGAAACUGGCAGAAAGAACAGGCUUGAGCAGGCGCGUCAUACAGGUGUGGUUUCAGAACUGCAGAGCCCGCCAUAAGAAACACGUCAGCCCUAAUCACUCGUCGAGCGCUCCGGUCACAGCAGCGCAGCCCUCCAGGCUGUCUCCCCCCGUGUUGGAGGAAAUGGCCUACUCUGCGUACGCGCCCCCGGACGGGAGCAUGCUGAGCGCCCUGCACAGCUACAUGGACGCUCAUUCACCGACAGCCCUUGGACUCCAGCCUUUGCUACCCCACUCAAUGACACAGCUGCCAAUAAGUCACACCUAAUUCCUUUCGGUCAGGGAUAGAAGCUAUUAAGGAUGUAACCUGAAGUCAUGGCGUGUUAAAAAUAUCAUUGGAAAGACAUUAAUGUUAACUUUUUAUUUAACAUCUAAAGCAUUUUCGAGAUCAUUUUUGCUGCCCAGGUAUGUAAGUACAUUUAGCCUGCAAGACACUUUUAUGGAUUCCGCAUAAAUAACGAUUACAUUGUUUACAAGCCUUAUUAAACACCUUUUUGUAUUGUCUGGAAGUAGUCCACUCUAGUUAUGUGUGUGUUAAUUUAUUUGUCAUCAAAAGAGCACUUUGCCUAAAAGAAAGGACUGACAAUUGUGCAAAAUGUUUACAAUUCUCUGUGAAAUUGUAGUUUAUCAUUAGUUUGUAUCUGUAAGUUAUUGCUAAAAGUAUUACCUGUAUUUGAGUUGUACACAGCCUAUAUGUUAAAGCUUAUUUCUGUGAGUUUACAAAAAUAAAUUUUGGUUGCAAAUAUUUUCAAAAUGAACCGAAUAAAGUUUCUGCCAUAGCAUGCUCAGCA
Messenger RNA from Phaethon lepturus (White-tailed tropicbird), 1367 nucleotides. It is a transcript of the gene LHX8, whose product is annotated as LIM homeobox 8. The transcript is spliced from 6 exons. Gene Ontology annotation, molecular function: RNA polymerase II transcription regulatory region sequence-specific DNA binding; DNA-binding transcription factor activity, RNA polymerase II-specific. Gene Ontology annotation, biological process: forebrain neuron development; regulation of transcription by RNA polymerase II; neuron differentiation. Gene Ontology annotation, cellular component: nucleus. The annotation marks the transcript as partial. NCBI's taxonomy places the organism in Eukaryota, Metazoa, Chordata, Aves, Phaethontiformes, Phaethontidae. The record is from RefSeq and is a predicted model, not a curated record.